Molecule: messenger RNA, 943 nt
Organism: Boleophthalmus pectinirostris (great blue-spotted mudskipper)
Lineage: Eukaryota; Metazoa; Chordata; Actinopteri; Gobiiformes; Gobiidae
Gene: slc66a3
Product: solute carrier family 66 member 3
Exons: 7
Coding region: 76-693 (205 amino acids)
Source: RefSeq, a predicted model, not a curated record
UCAUUGACUCUGGUGACGACAGCAUCUGGAUGCUAAAUUUCAGGACCAAAGUAGUAAACAUUAAGCUUUGAAAAGAUGCAGCACGAUACUUUGUUGCACGUGGCAAACUUCAGCACACUCUUUGUGUGUAUGGUGCUCAAGUUCCCGCAGAUCUUUGUGUUGAUGCGGGCCAAAACCUCAGCUGGAGUCAGUCUCAACAGUCUGCUGCUGGAACUUGUCGGAUUUAUUGUGUUUGUAACUUAUCAAAUGUACUAUGACUACCCUCCUCCAACAUAUCUGGAAUAUCCUAUUCUCAUUGCUCAAGAUGUGUUUCUUUUGCUGCUGAUCCUCCAAUACAGAGGCUGUUUGAGGCAGAGUCUUCUCUACACAUUUCUGUUUGUUGGGGGCUGGCAUCUGUUAACUGUGGACAAGUUAGUUAUAGAUACAGCUAUGAGUCUGUGUACUUUUAUCAGUGCGGCCAGUAAAUUUGCCCAACUUCAGUGUCUAUGGAAGUCAAAAGAUGCAGGGCAAGUGAGUGCUCUUACAUGGGCUUUAGCGCUCUAUACAUGCAUAGCCCGGAUUUACACAGUUUCCGUCACAACAGGCGACAUGCUGGUGCUGGUGCGCUUCAUAGUGAUGACCCUGUUAAACAUGUGGGUGCUCCUCACAGUAAUUUACUACCAAAGACAAAGCAGCCAUAAGAAAGAGGACUGAGUUUAUCCCUCUAAGUGAGACAGACUGGUACAACAGUUAUGUACGCACCUUGUGUAAACCUUCCCUUAAAAUGUGCUUUUAUUGUUUUUACCUCGGUGUCGGACGUCACAUUUCUCUCAAACAUUCCACUGUCUAAAAUGUAAACGCCAAUCCAAUGUGAUACCAACGAAUACUGUUAUGACGUUGCAAAAGCAACUCAAGCCAAGUAUUUCCACAAUGUUCUUCUCAGGACGAUGCUGUGUGUUUUAAG